GUGCAUCUUUUCCACUUAAAAAUAAGUAUGGAGUGUCCUGCAAAACUUGUCGCUUCCCUGUUAUCAUCUUCUCUCUUUACACACAAACAGUCAAAAACAUAGAAGAAAACCAAAACCUGUGACCAUAAACAGAAUCCAAAGAGACUGAGAGAGCUCAAAACCAGUUCAUCUCCAACAUUUUGAGCUAAAUUUAGCAAUGGGGUUUGCUAUUUUGCUCUUAACUUUGUUUACUUUCAUGAUAAAAGAUUCAGAAGUUCAUGCAAAUCCUGAGUUAAGAGCACUAAUGGACUUGAAAGUUGCCUUAGACCCAGAAGAUAAGUACUUGUCUUCAUGGACCAUUGAUGGUGAGCCUUGUGAUGGUUCAUUCGAGGGUUUAGCCUGUAAUGACAAGGGUCAAGUGGCUAAUAUAUCGUUGCAGGGUAAAGGGUUGUAUGGUAAGCUAUCACCUGCUGUUGCUGAGUUGAAGAACUUGACGGGGUUGUACUUGCAUUACAACUCGCUGUAUGGUGAAAUACCUGUGGAGCUAGCUGAGUUGACUCAGCUUAGUGACCUUUACUUGAAUGUGAAUAAUCUUUCUGGUCAGAUUCCUCCUGAGUUUGGAAAAAUGGAAAAUUUGCAAGUUUUGCAGCUUUGUUAUAAUCAGUUUAUAGGAAGCAUACCUACUCAGCUAGGAUCCUUGAAAAAAUUGAGUGUUCUUGCUUUGCAAUCCAAUCAACUCACGGGUGCAAUCCCUGCGAGUUUAGGGGAUUUGAGCAUGUUGAUGAGGUUAGACUUGAGCUUUAAUCGCUUGUUUGGUUCGAUCCCCACCAAAGUAGCGGAUGCUCCUGUGCUUGAAGUGCUAGAUGUUCGCAACAACUCUCUGUCUGGCAAUGUACCUCUCGCCCUCAAGAGACUGAAUGAAAGAUUCUUCUUUGGAAAUAACUUAGGAUUAUGUGGAUCUGGGUUCAUGCAUUUGAAUGAGUGUAAUGCUUCAAACAAUCUUAAUCCAAGCAGACCGGAACCCUUUGGACCAGGUUCAACUGGUAUGCCAACAAGAGAAAUCCCUGAAACUGCAAACUUGCGGUUGGCUUGCAACCAAACUCACUGCUCAAACUCAUCAAAAUCACAUCAGGCUUCAGUUGUUGUUGGCGCGAUUGUUGUAACUAUUGCAUUGUGUGUUAUUGGAAUUCUGACAUUUACUCAGUAUCGUCGGCGAAAACAGAAGCUCGCUAGCUCAUUUGAGGUUUCUGGUAAUCCUGUAAUUACCGACCAGGCCAAGGGGGUUGGCAGAAAGAAUGGCUCUCCUCUGAUCAGUCUCGAGUACUCUAAUGGAUGGGAUCCUUUAGCUGAUAGUAGGAAUUUUAGUGGGAACAAUCAAGAAGUUUUCCAAAGCUUCAGGUUUAACUUGGAUGAGGUGGAAACUGCCACACAAUACUUUUCGGAGGUGAAUUUGUUGGGCAAGAGUAACUUUUCUGCAACGUAUAAAGGUAUUCUAAGAGAUGGUUCCGCUGUUGCUAUCAAAAGCAUUAGUAAAUCCAGUUGCAAGUCAGAGGAAGCUGAAUUCUUGAAGGGAUUGAAUAUUCUGACCUCACUGAGGCAUGACAAUUUAGCAAGGUUGCGAGGAUUUUGCUGUUCAAGGGGCCGAGGGGAAUGCUUUCUCAUUUAUGAUUUUGUUCCCAAUGGUAAUUUGUUGUCGUAUCUUGACGUGAAGGAUGGCGAUGGCAGUGUGCUGGACUGGUCCACUCGAGUUUCUAUCGUGAAGGGCAUUGCCAAAGGUAUAGCGCAUUUGCAUGGACACAAAGCAAAUAAACCUGCUCUAGUUCACCAAAACAUUACAGCGGAAAAGGUCCUCAUUGACCAGCGAUGCAAUCCAUUACUUGCCGAUUCUGGCUUACAGAACCUUCUCACAAAUGAUGUUGUAUUCUCGGCAGUCAAGGCCAGUGCCGCCAUGGGUUACCUAGCACCCGAGUAUGCAACAGUUGGUAGAUUCACAGACAAAAGUGACGUAUACGCAUUUGGCGUGAUUGUUUUCCAAGUUCUCUCUGGGAAACGAAACGUUACUAACUUGGUACGGCUAGGAGCAGAGGCUUGCAGAUUCCAAGAUUACCUCGACCCCAAUGUGCAUGGGAGAUUCUUCGAGUACGAAGCAGCUAAGCUUGCAAGAAUUGCUUGGCUUUCAACUCACGAGUCUCCUGAUGAAAGACCGUCCAUGGAAGCCAUUGUCCAAGAACUUGGAAACUUUAGCAGCUGUCUCUAAUUUCCAUGAAUGUGUUUUACAGCUCCUGCCUCUGGAUAGUUUUCAAUUUGGGAUGGUAAGCUGGGAAUGAAGGUGGUACUAGGUAGAACUAACUGAAAUUUUAGUAUUUACAUUUGUGUAGUGUAGGUCCUCUUGCUGAGGAUUAAGCUUUGUUGUUAAUGUCAUUGAACUUUUUGUUAGCCUUCUAUUGGGUGAUUUUCACUUGCAAUCAACUUAAUUAUUGAA
This is a messenger RNA of Mercurialis annua (annual mercury), 2461 nucleotides long. RefSeq names its product LRR receptor-like serine/threonine-protein kinase SIK1. NCBI's taxonomy places the organism in Eukaryota, Viridiplantae, Streptophyta, Magnoliopsida, Malpighiales, Euphorbiaceae. The transcript is spliced from 4 exons. Gene Ontology annotation, biological process: protein phosphorylation. Gene Ontology annotation, molecular function: receptor serine/threonine kinase binding; ATP binding; protein kinase activity. The coding region runs from base 197 to 2236 and encodes 679 amino acids. The record is from RefSeq and is a predicted model, not a curated record.